Molecule: messenger RNA, 1889 nt
Organism: Paramecium sonneborni
Lineage: Eukaryota; Ciliophora; Oligohymenophorea; Peniculida; Parameciidae
Source: the annotation of a GenBank genome assembly
AAUCAAAUCUAUUUAUACAUUUUAUAUUAAUUUAUAAACUUAUUUUUAGAUGGAUGGAUCAGAAUGGUCAUUUGAUAAUUUAAAUAGUAUAUGUUGGGCAAUAGGUUCAAUUUCUGGAUGUUUACCAGAAUAAGAUGAAAAACAAUUUUUAAUUCACUCAAUUAAAAAUUUACUAUCUCUUUGUGAAGUUAAAAAAGGUAAAGAAAAUAAAGCUGUUGUUGCAUCUAAUAUAAUGUAUGUUGUAGGAUAAUAUCCUAAAUUCUUGAGAUCAAAUUGGAAUUUCUUGAAAACAGUUAUUAAAAAACUAUUUGAAUUUAUGAAGGAAAGUUUUCCUGGAGUUUAAGAAAUGGCAUGCAAUACAUUUUUGACAAUUAGUUAAAAAUGUGGAAAGGAAUUUGUUAUUAGAUAAAUAAUGUAGUAUUUUUAUGUUAAUUUAAGUUAAUCUGAUUAAUUAGAGAGAGAACCAUAUAUUUGUGAAUUAAUUAGAAACAUUAAAGAAUAAGUUGCUAUAUUGUAAGAUUAAUACAAAUUAGUUUAUUAUGAAAGUAUAAGCCAUAUGAUCAAAUUUGAAGAAGACUUAAAUAUUAAAAUCUAAUUAGUUAAUAGUUUACUUAAACAUUUAAAUGAUUAAUUAAUAUUACAUACAUCUUCUAACAAUUAUGUAGAACUAUUUAAAGAUGAAAAAGUUUAACAAUUUUUUAUUUAAUAUUUCAGAAUUCUUUAAUAAAUAGUUUAACCAACUGGAUAUGCAUUCACAUAAUCAUUAAUUUAACUAUUACCUACAUAUAAUUAACUGUAUCUAUUUUAUAGUCAAAGUAUCUAAUAAUAAGCAAUGGCAUAAGGAAUUAUUGUUAUGGGUUGGUAUACAAUUAAAAAAUAGAGAGCUGUUAAAAAGGAAAUCUUAAAAUUAUAUUCUGUUUAUUUUUAAAAUUGUGAUUAAUAAUUACUGAAUCAAAAUUUUUAAUUAAAGAAUUCUUUAGUUAUUCCUAUAUGUAAUCUAUUAGAAGAAUACUAGCAAUCUAUUAAUGAAUAAAAGGAACCAGAAUUUCUAUUGACUUUUAAAGUAAUAAGGAAUUAUCUAUUUUUUAGUAUAUGCUUGAGAAAUUCCUUUCACCUAUUGAAGAUUUAGUACCAUUAAUAUUAAAAGGAUUGUUUGAUGCUACCAUUACAUUAAUAAGUCAAGAUUUUAAUUCAUAUCCUGAUCAUAGAAUCAACUUCUUUGAAUUUUUAAGAUCUUGUGUAUAAUUCCAUUUAUUAGCAUUGUUUAAUAUGCCAUAAGAUUAAUUUAAAUUAAUGAUCGAUUGUAUUAUCUGGGCAUUUAAACAUUAAGUACCUAAUCUACAAGAAUUAGGAUUAGAUGUUUUAUACUAUAUUUUACAAGUAUAUUUACAUAAAUAUUUAUAUAGUAAGUAAAUAGUGAUAUUGUUGUUGCCAAUUAAUUUUAUUCCCUCUACUAUUUAAGAUUAUUGAAAGACAUUUUAGAAAUUUUAACUGACAAUUUGCAUGCAAGUGGAUUCAAACAAUAAAGUUAAAUUUUAAUGACACUUUUUUAAAUUGCUUCUAAUUCUUAAAUAACCAUUAAAUUAUCUAAUGAAUAAAUUGGUUCAAAUUUCGAGUAUAUUUCUUAAUAUCUCGUAACAUCCUUAUAUGGUGCAUUCCCUAAUGUUACUAAACAAUAAACUGAAUUUCAUAUUUCUAGAAUGUUUUAAAACUUAAAUAAUGCUCACAAUUUUAGAGUAAAUAUAUUUAUUUAUUACUUAGUAAGAACUAAGUGAUUACUUAAUCAAUUUAAAGUAAUUUUAAGAAAAUCAUGAGCAUCUAAAAUAAUAAGAAUAAUAAGAAGAUGCUUCAAAAGCCAAAACAUAAUGAUAUGACAAUAAAUAUUAUAU